AAGAGAUCUGAUAGUUUUUAGAAGAUCUGUUCAUUUGAUGUAUUUUUUGAUCUAUUUAUUCCAGAGAUGGAGACUUUCCUAUUCACAUCAGAGUCUGUGAACGAAGGACACCCAGACAAGCUCUGUGACCAAGUCUCAGAUGCCAUCCUCGACGCAUGUUUGGAACAAGAUCCCGAAAGUAAAGUUGCGUGCGAGACCUGCACGAAGACCAAUAUGGUUAUGGUCUUUGGCGAGAUCACCACCAAGGCUGUUGUAGACUACGAGAAGAUUGUCCGUAGUACUUGCAAAGGCAUUGGGUUUACAUCUCCUGAUGUUGGGCUUGAUGCCGACAACUGCAAGGUUCUAGUCAACAUCGAGCAACAAAGCCCCGACAUUGCUCAAGGGGUUCACGGUCACCUUAGCAAGAAGCCCGAGGAAAUUGGUGCUGGUGACCAAGGUCAUAUGUUUGGUUACGCCACUGAUGAAACACCUGAGCUUAUGCCGCUAACCCAUGUUCUUGCAACUAAGAUUGGUGCUAAGCUUACUGAGGUUAGAAAGAACAAGACCUGCCCAUGGGUCCGUCCUGAUGGUAAAACCCAAGUGACGGUUGAGUACCGCAACGAUAACGGCGCUAUGGUUCCUAUCAGGGUUCACACCGUCCUCAUCUCCACCCAACAUGACGAGUCCGUGACCAACGAGCAAAUUGCUGCUGAUCUUAAGGAGCAUGUGAUCAAACCCGUCAUCCCGCCUCAAUACCUUGACGACAAGACCAUCUUCCACCUGAACCCCUCGGGUCGGUUCGUUAUCGGUGGUCCCCAUGGUGAUGCAGGUCUAACCGGCAGGAAGAUUAUCAUCGACACCUAUGGUGGAUGGGGAGCUCACGGUGGAGGUGCAUUCUCCGGAAAGGAUCCUACCAAAGUGGACAGGAGUGGUGCUUAUAUUGUUAGGCAAGCUGCUAAGAGUGUAGUAGCUUCGGGACUUGCACGGAGGUGCCUCGUUCAGGUUUCUUACGCUAUUGGUGUGGCUGAGCCCCUUUCCGUGUUUGUGGACUCGUAUAAAACUGGAACAAUCCCAGAUAAGGAUAUCCUUGUCCUGAUCAAGGAGAAUUUCGACUUUAGGCCAGGGAUGAUGUCGAUUAAUCUCGACUUGAAGAGGGGUGGCAACUACAGGUACCAGAAGACUGCUGCUUAUGGCCAUUUUGGUCGCGAAGAUCCUGAUUUCACCUGGGAGACCCCCAAGAUUCUCAAACCGAAAGCCUGAAUAUACCAGAUUAAUACGAUGAAACUUUUGCCCCUUAAAUCAGAACCGAGAGAAUAAACAAGCUUAUGCUGGGCAUGCAGUUUUUCUAUGGCCUGAAGUUGGUGGACCGGACCUACUACGAGCUUUUGAUUGUGAUGCCAAAUGUUGUGUUUCUUCGUUACAAUCCCUUAUCUUUUGUUUUGUUUGGUUGGAAAUGUGUAGGAUUUCUACUCUCUUCAUGAGAAAGACCAUAUCGAAUGUAAACGUGUUUUUAUCAGUGCUUUUGUGACAUAAUACUUGUCAUCAGAAUACGAAAAUGCCAAAAUUUACCC
Messenger RNA from Cynara cardunculus var. scolymus (artichoke), 1550 nucleotides. Its product is annotated as S-adenosylmethionine synthase 3-like. Gene Ontology annotation, molecular function: methionine adenosyltransferase activity; ATP binding. NCBI's taxonomy places the organism in Eukaryota, Viridiplantae, Streptophyta, Magnoliopsida, Asterales, Asteraceae. Gene Ontology annotation, biological process: S-adenosylmethionine biosynthetic process. Gene Ontology annotation, cellular component: cytosol. The record is from RefSeq and is a predicted model, not a curated record. Bases 67 to 1239 code for a protein of 390 amino acids. The transcript has a single exon.